Molecule: messenger RNA, 5973 nt
Organism: Mytilus californianus (California mussel)
Lineage: Eukaryota; Metazoa; Mollusca; Bivalvia; Mytilida; Mytilidae
Product: cAMP-specific 3',5'-cyclic phosphodiesterase 4C-like
Exons: 14
Coding region: 1618-3591 (657 amino acids)
Biological process (GO): signal transduction
Cellular component (GO): perinuclear region of cytoplasm; nucleus; cytosol
Molecular function (GO): 3',5'-cyclic-AMP phosphodiesterase activity
Source: RefSeq, a predicted model, not a curated record
UCAUGGGAUAAAAAUGUUCACCUUGAUCAUGAAAAAUUAAACAACUGUGUUAAAAGGUAGAAUUUGUGUGACUGAUCAAGAGUAAUUGUCAACCUUAUUAACUUGACAUUUUAGCAAUUUUAUGAUUGAAACCAAGAAGUUAACAACAUAAGAACCUAUAAUCGGCAAUCCCAUAACCAAGAGAAUUUAGUUUAUUCGUAAAAAGUUUUGUGUUUCAAAUUAAAGGAAAUGAUUAGAAUGGAGAACGCUAAGAAAAUGGAAAUCUUACAGCGCUAGAGAAAUUAAAACUGUUAUAAGGAAGUUGGUAAUUUGUAUUAGAUUGAAAUUACAGGGAGGUUUGAGCAUCCUGACUCAGUGGAGGUUUUUUCGUGGAUACUUUAUGUUUCAUCAAUAGACAUAAUUGUUGCACAGAAGGAAAUGAUUCUCCGAUUUAAUUAACCUGUCAGAAACUCAUUAGGAGCUCAUUAAGGUGUAAUUGUCUGCAAAUGAAAGGGGCGCUAAUUAAUUUGGCAUUUUAUUAAUAUUUGAGAUAGAGAUUACAGAAGGCUAAGGAAAUUUAAAUAAGAAUGUGAGAAGGAAACUGAGCCAUGAUUGACGUAAAUUCUUGUGAGAUAGUUACAGUAUGUGAUAAGCUUUUUUCCGAUACUGUAAUGUGAUAUCUUGACACAGUACAUCGGGCGAACCCUCCAAAGUGUGGCAUUGUUUACAGAAUUAUAUUAUUGCAGAAAAUCAAAUGUUAGUGAAAUCUUGGAUUUUUUUAAGUGUUUGGGAGACAUUCAUAAUCAAUCAAUCAAUAACAAAUAUUAUAAUGAUAAAAUAAACAAAUAAAUGUCACAUGUUACAGGAAAGUUAAGCUUAAUGUGUUCUAGUCAAACUGUAUAAUGCAAUACACAGAUUUUUAUUGAAAAAAAGAAACAAGGAAAAAAAUUGUCUGAAAUGAUUUUGUGUGUGAUUUAUCACUCCAGCUGUUGGAUAAAUAUUUGAGGUACGAAGGACGUUGUGUGACACUGUCAAUAUUUACUUAUGAAUGAUCUGUAGUAAUUGUUAAAUCAAUCCUAACUGUUUAUAAACAAGGUGUUAAGUGGAAAGUAAUUCUUGUAAAGUACAUAUACUGUAAUAUUACACUUAACCUAAGUAAUACCUCAGUAUAUUUGUUUUGGAAUAAUUAAUACCGUUUCAGGGAUUAACAUUUUUCGUGACAUGUAUUAGUUCUGUGAUUCCAUCGGACUUAGACUGAUUGGAAUAUCUUGACAUUAAUUUAUUGCAUAAUUUUUUUUCCCAACCAUAUAGGUGUUUUAAAUGUUGAUCAUCGAUUUAAAUUUUUGUCAACAUUUUUGUUUUGACUAUAAACAUACUGACCCACAGAGUUUUACAUAGUGGACAAAAGAGAUCUGAUGAGGUGGAAUAAUUAAUAGAAUCUGUGGACAAGUCGAUUCAACGUUAGGAAGCAUCCAGCGGAUUUAAUUCAUCUCAUUGCUAGAGAAAAUAUUUAUAGGAAAUUUAUAUGUUACGAUUCAAACCUAUAAAAUCCUUGUGGUAUGAUAGAUUAGCCUUCUAAUAUGAUGUAGGAUUAAAUUGAAUGAGAUUUUCAUUUUGACGAUUUUGUAAUAGAAAACCAUGUUGACUGUCCCGACAAUACAAGAACCUAAGAGACGACAUUCCUGGAUAUGUUUUGAUGUAGAAAAUGGUACUGGCCCAGGUCGUCCUAACCUUGAAGGUUCAAGUCCGUCUUCCAGUCGUCUUGUUCUACAAAACCUUCCGCAGAGACGAGAAUCUUUUCUCUACAGAUCAGACAGCGACUAUGACUUGUCUCCUAAAUCAGUGUCCAGACACUCCUCCAUGCAAAGUGAGAUGUCACCACCGACACCAACAUCAAACUCCAAUAAAGUUCCCCAACAUGCAGAUGACCUUAUUGUGACCCCUUUUGCACAGAUCCUUGCCAGUUUACGAAGUGUACGCAACAACUAUAUAUCAUUAACCAAUGUACAAGCUCCAAGAGAAAGAUCAAGAGGUGCUUCUAACCCUUCAGGAUCUCACAUUCAUGGUCGAGGUUCAACGGGUCAAGAAAACAACAAAAUACCAGAUGAAAAAUACUCACAAAUGGCCCUGGAUACCUUAGAGGAACUAGAUUGGUGUUUGGAUCAAUUAGAAACCAUACAGACUCACAGAUCCGUCAGUGACAUGGCAUCAAGCAAGUUUAAAAGAAUGCUGAACAGAGAACUGAGUCAUUUUGCUGAAUCAAGUAAAUCUGGAAACCAAAUAGCAGAAUAUAUAUGUAAUACAUAUCUAGAUAAGCAGCAAGAACUUGAUUUACCAACAGUUAAAGUAGAUGAACCUCAAGUCAAAAGGAAAGAAGAAGAACCACAGAAAGACUCAAAGAAGAGUCCUAUGACCCAGAUAAUUGGUGUUCGCAAAAUGAAACAUGCGAACAGUUUUACUGGAAUUGUACCUAAAUAUGGCGUAGAACCAACUAAUGCUGACCUUUUGGCACAGACUUUAACUGAUAUUAAUAAAUGGGGUGCUGAUGUGUUUAAAAUUGCUGAAUACUCUGGGAAUCGACCUCUAACCUGUGUUACUUACAAAAUAUUUCAGGAACGAGACUUACUAAGUAUGUUUAAGAUUCCUGCUACCACACUGUUGAACUACCUGAUGCAUUUAGAAGAUCACUAUCACCGUGACAACCCAUAUCAUAAUUCUACACAUGCUGCUGAUGUCACACAAUCUACACAUGUGUUAUUGUCAUCACAGGCAUUAGAGAGUGUGUUCACUGAUCUUGAAGUUUUAGCGGCCAUUUUUGCAAGUGCUAUACAUGACGUUGAUCAUCCUGGUCUUACAAAUCAGUAUUUAGUUCACACAGGGUCAGAGCUAGCACUGAUGUAUAACGAUGAGUCUGUUUUAGAAAACCAUCACCUCGCUGUAGCAUUCAAACUUUUACAAGAAGACAAUUGUAACAUUUUCGUCAAUUUAAGUGAUAAACAACGUCAGACUUUAAGAAAAAUGGUAAUCGAUAUGGUGUUAGCUACGGACAUGUCAAAACACAUGAGUUUAUUAGCCGACUUGAAAACAAUGGUAGAAACAAAAAAAGUGGCAGGAUCGGGUGUGCUUAUGUUGGAUAAUUAUACAGAUAAAAUACAGGUGUUACAAAAUAUGGUCCAUUGUUCAGAUCUUAGUAACCCCACCAAACCAAUUGAGAUUUACAAGAAAUCAGUUGAUCGACUGAUGGAAGAAUUCUUCCAGCAAGGAGAUAAAGAAAGAGAACGUGGUAUGGAUAUUAGUCCGAUGUGUGACCGACAUAAUGCCACGAUAGAAAAGUCACAGGUUGGUUUUAUAGACUAUAUAGUGCACCCUUUGUGGGAGACAUGGGCAGAUUUAGUGUUUCCCGAUGCUCAAGAAAUAUUAGACACUUUAGAGGACAAUAGAGAUUGGUAUCAAAGCAUGAUUCCAGUCAGUCCGUCAGCAAGUUUCUCAACACGGAAACGUAACUCAGAUAAAGAAGAGGAAACAAAAUUUCAGUUUGAUAUGGACGAAGUUAAAGACAAUAAUUGUGAUAGUGCUCAGACUUUAAAAGUUUCUACGCCAAAGACGCAUUAGUUUUAUGUGAUAUUUUGUUUUAAGGGAGAGCACUCUGUGAUUAUUUAUUUUUUCUUGGGUUGUUAUUUGCGUUUAGGUGCUCAGGGAACUUGCAGUACCCAAUGAAAACUGAACGAAAAACUUAAUUUGCUGAUUUUGCAACGAAACAUGCAAGACUUAUUUAUUUGCCAUUGUAUUUGUUUUCCUUAUUUAUAAAAUGUGCUUUGAAGGUUCAAAGCUCUUCCUUUAAUUCCAUCAAUUUCACCAGACACUUUAUUCUCUUUGAGUACCUAUGUAGGUUGUCUUCCAGAAAAUUAUAUUUACUGCUCUGCUGAAAGUAUUUAUUUUUGAAAGUAAAAAUAAAAGUUAAAAUAAGAAUUAUUGCAAGAGUACUAAAGCUUUUUUCUUUCUUUUUUUUUUGUAUCAUUAUUUAUUUUUAUUUUAAAUUCUUCCAUUGAUGUUAAAAAGUUUAGAAUUUUUUUAUUAUAUUUUUUACUUUUCUUGUUGUGGCUUAACUCUAUGUAAAAAAGUUGAACAAGGAAUUUAUUUGAAAUUUUAAAAUAGAAUUGUCCCCAUUUAUAAACUUACUGAUGUGAUGGGGAGGUUAAAACCUGAAAAAGUGGAGUAAAUUGUUUAGCAAGGGAGAUAAAUUUAUCUUCAUCAAGUGAAGAUAACUCAUCUGUGAUCUCAUAUCAAAUUUUAUCUGUAAAUAAUGGAAUUGUAUUUAAUUUUUUGCAUUAUUUAUAAAUAUGUAAAUAUAAAACAGUUUAUUAUGUAAGCAUUACUCAUUGUUAGCUGCAUUUUUUGAAGAUAAACAUGACAUCUGACCAGUAAUAAUAUAUCUGUUGUCAGUGUAUUUAUAUUCUAGGAUUUACAUAGAAAAAUUAGCAUUUAAGGCACAUUUCCCCCGAAAAAUAAGAGAGCAGGAAGGUUCAGCUGUGUAUUAUUAAGUGAAAUCAAUAUUUUUCGUGUCUUUGAUAUCAAAAUAUUUUAUCUGGUGAUUGAUUGAAAUUUCCUCUUUAUUUCGGUAUUUUCUUAAGUCUAUUUGAGAUACUGCUUAUUUUAAAAGCAUACUCAGAAUAGUUUUGAAUCUGUUUUCAUCAAGGCUGUUUCAUCUAUCAUUUAUGCAAGAGACUUUUCAGAAUGACCUGUAGUUAUACUCAGAUACAUUUACAUGUAGUAAUUAGUUCCCCAACAGAAUAAUGAUAAUAAUCAGCCAUAGUUUGUCUGUCAAUCAUUUAUAAAUUUUAAUUUCAAUCAUAAAAAGUGAAUUUUUCAUUUGUUUACUCUAUUGUGUGAAGAUAGAUUUUGUUUGGCUCCAUGUUCGGAAAUAAGAACACAAAGACAUUUGAUGUUUACAGUUAUGCAUGUUGUUAAGCUUAAAGAAGAAUGACAUGUACAUUUUACACAUGUUAUAUGAACAGCUGAUACUUGUGGACCUGUAAUUUAGUUAUGCAAAUUACCUUCACCUUUCGACAGGUGUCUUUUUAAUGUAUUUUUCGGUGUAAAGUAAUAGUACAGGUACUAUUUGCUCUGUUAUUCUCAUAAAAACCUCAAAUGGGAAAGACAACAUAAUAUUAACCACAAUAAUUUCUAAGAUUGAGUAGACAAGAUAUUUUUACUGGUAAAUACUAUAGUGCAAUAUUUGAUCAUCCUCCAUCAUAUGUAAUAUAAUAUUCAUUGUUAUUGAUAAGCUACAGCAGUAAUUCCCGGGUAUGUACAGUUGUCCCAGGUUGUGAGGAAAUUCAUUUUCUUUGCAAUAGUUUCUCCACUGACAAUUCUGGUAUUCUGUACAGGAAGAUAUUUUAUAUGUAACAUACUUUGUUAUGGUUCUUCAUAGUUACCAAAAUGUUUUGUUUUUAGUCCAAAUCAAAUUCAGGAUUUUGUUUAGAUAUUUAUAUAUGGGGUAUAUACAUAGUAAUAUCAAACAGGUUUUAAUUUUGGAUGUCUGAAGUUACUUUUGAAAAAAGUGCGAGCAAAAAAAUCCUGUACAGUUUUCCAAAAUUUCAUGAAGAAUUUAACAAUAUGUUUUAUUUAGAUAUUUCUUGUUAGAGAUAACAAGUGGCAUUAUAUAAUGAUCUAUUUAGAUAUACUGGUAGAUUAGAUAAACAGAAGUGAUUGGUCAUGUUUUUUACCGAUGUUCAAUCAUUUCCAUACCAUUCCGGUCAUGUAUUAGAUAGAAUUGUAUAUGUACACAUUAUAGGUAGAGAUAAUGUAACUACAAUUUUAUAUCUAGAGGUAGAUAAAUUGUUUACAGGCUGGUUACAGUUUUCUGAAUCAGAAAAGUGUACAAACAUCUCUAUAGAAAUCCAAACAGCUCUGUGAUACUGAUUGAAACAUUCAGUAGAUGUUGUUGCUGAACUCAACAUUUAUACAUAAACAAUAAAAAAAUUUAAGACUGCA